Messenger RNA from Trichogramma pretiosum, 1004 nucleotides. Its product is annotated as BRISC and BRCA1-A complex member 1-like. The coding region runs from base 145 to 822 and encodes 225 amino acids. Lineage: Eukaryota; Metazoa; Arthropoda; Insecta; Hymenoptera; Trichogrammatidae. Gene Ontology annotation, biological process: positive regulation of DNA repair; protein K63-linked deubiquitination; mitotic G2 DNA damage checkpoint signaling. The transcript has a single exon. The record is from RefSeq and is a predicted model, not a curated record. Gene Ontology annotation, cellular component: nuclear body; BRISC complex; BRCA1-A complex.
UCAAAGUGACUACUUUAAAUUUCGUGGUUAAUUCAUAAUCCGGUAUAUUAUCAGUGUUGUUUAUAUUUUAAUAAACAAAACCGGAGAAGUAAAACUUUAGUUCAAUAUUUUAUUUGUAAUAUUAAUAAAACAUUGAUCAUCAUCAUGAACACAAACAAUUUUAUUCAAGAAGGAAGUAUUGAUGCUUCUAGUGAAAAAAUAAUUUUUGUAAUCGACCUUGUUUGCGAAUUUGGAAGUGAUGAAAUUGUUAAAUCUCAUGUUUUGUACAUGAUCAAGCGAGCGAUUGAAAUAUUUGUUCAUAUUAAAUUGGAUAUCAAUGCAAAUCAUAAAUUUGCAUUUAUAACAAUAGAUUCCAAUGGAGCAAAGUGGAUUUGUAAUUUUUCAUCAGACUCAAAAAUUUUAAUGAAUGCCUUGGAAGAUGUUGAACAAAUAAAUGAAACAGAACCUGUACAGUAUUUUGAAGUGGAUAGUAUAUUUAAUGUAUUAUCAAAGCAAUUGAAUUUACAUGAGAUGUUGACUAAUAAUGCAGUGCGAUUAAUACUACUGUACAGCAGAUCAUUUACAUUACCCAAAAUCAAUACUGCUAAUCUACAAAAAAUGAUUAAAUAUCAACAUUUUUUUAUAGAUAUUUUAUAUAUUCAUGAUCCUGAACUAUCCAAUAGCAAAUGCAAAGAAAUUCAUGCUCAAUUAUCCAAAUUAAUUACUAAUAGUAAUUCAUAUAAUAUGAAAUCAUCAUAUGAUCCUGUUGAUAUACAUAACUUUAUGUCAAAACUACUGUCACAUCCUUUACAGAGAAUCUGUGGUUUCGAUAAAAUGAUUUGAUAGAAGUAUGUUUUGAUCAAAUUGUUUAUACUUUUACUACCAUUAGUGAAAAUAUUUACACGCAGUAAAAAUAUUAUUUUGUUCUAAUUUAUAAUAAAAUUAUUCUAAAAUCAAUACAUUUGUUAAGUAUCUAUAUUUUAGUGUAAUACAAAAAAUAGGAAAUUGAUUUUUCCAAAUUGUCA